Messenger RNA from Aspergillus affinis, 840 nucleotides. RefSeq names its product putative mitochondrial phosphate transporter Pic2. Lineage: Eukaryota; Fungi; Ascomycota; Eurotiomycetes; Eurotiales; Aspergillaceae. Gene Ontology annotation, cellular component: mitochondrial inner membrane. Gene Ontology annotation, molecular function: phosphate transmembrane transporter activity. The record is from RefSeq and is a predicted model, not a curated record. Gene Ontology annotation, biological process: mitochondrial phosphate ion transmembrane transport. Bases 1 to 840 code for a protein of 279 amino acids. The transcript has 3 exons.
AUGUACAUUGUAGGACCUACGCAUACCUCCGUCACGCCUCUCGAUCUCGUAAAAUGCCGCCGUCAAGUCGACCCCAGCAUCUACAAAUCCAAUCUCUCCGCAUGGCGCUCGAUCUACGCUAAAGAAGGCCUCCGGGGCGUCUUCUUCGGCUGGUCCCCGACCUUCAUCGGCUACUCGUUCCAAGGGGCCGGGAAAUACGGCUUCUACGAAUACUUCAAGUACCUGUACGGCGAGCAACUGUUCCCCAACAUGAACCGCACGGCGGUCUUCCUGGGCGCCAGCGCCUCGGCCGAGGCUCUCGCGGACCUGGCGCUCUGCCCGCUGGAAGCGAUAAAGGUGCGCAUGCAGACAACGCUGCCGCCGUAUGCGCAGAACCUGCGUGAAGGAUGGAGUAAAGUCGUCGCUAAGGAGGGGUUGUCGGGUCUGUAUAAGGGCUUGUAUCCGCUGUGGGCGAGACAGAUCCCCUAUACGAUGACUAAGUUCGCGACCUUCGAGGAGACCGUUAGUAUUAUCUAUAAGACGCUGGGGAAGCCGAAGGAGAGCUUCAAUGGCUUGCAGCAGACCGGCGUCAGUUUCUUGGGUGGUUACAUUGCUGGCAUACUCUGUGCGAUAGUCAGUCAUCCGGCUGAUGUCAUGGUGAGCAAGCUGAAUGCCGAUCGGCAAGCGGGCGAGGGCGCGAUGAAAGCCGUGUCCCGGAUCUAUGGGAAUAUCGGGUUCUCCGGGCUGUGGAACGGCCUGCCAGUUCGGAUAGUCAUGCUGGGAACGUUGACCGGAUUCCAAUGGUUGAUUUACGACUCCUUCAAGGUGUUCCUCGGUCUUCCGACCACCGGAGGCCACUGA